AUGCUGUCGAGAGCCUGUGUGAGAGGCUUUGGCCUUGGUGCAGCUGCACCCCGAAGACAAGCUUACCAGAUCGCAAAGCGAACAGUUACCACAGAUGCUGCGAGUUCGCAUGCUGACAAGGCCGAUGUGCCGGACAGUGAGGAUGAGCCAUUCCCAGUCAAGCUCUCCGAUGAGAGUUUCGAAACCUACGAGCUUGACCCUCCUCCGUACGAAUUGAUGACGACGAAGAAAGAGCUGAAGAAGAUGUAUUACGAUAUGGUUGCCGUUCGACGUAUGGAAAUGGCAGCUGAUAGACUAUACAAAGAGAAGAAGAUCAGAGGUUUCUGUCACUUGUCAACUGGUCAAGAAGCUGUGGCCGUCGGUAUCGAACACGCUAUCACCCGAGACGAUGCAGUUAUCACAGCCUAUCGAUGCCACGGUUUCGCCCUUAUGCGCGGCGGCACUGUGAAGUCCAUCAUCGGCGAAUUGCUUGGUCGACGAGAGGGUAUUGCCUACGGCAAGGGCGGUUCCAUGCACAUGUUCGCUCCCAAUUUCUUCGGCGGAAACGGUAUUGUCGGUGCCCAGGUCCCUGUAGGCGCAGGUAUCGCAUUCGCUCAUCAGUACAACGGCUCCAAGACUGCAACAAUAAGCUUAUACGGCGACGGUGCCAGCAACCAGGGUCAAGUCUUCGAGGCAUACAACAUGGCCAAGCUAUGGAAGCUACCAUGUAUCUUCGCCUGUGAGAACAACAAGUACGGCAUGGGCACAUCCGCUGCACGAUCCUCCGCUCUCACUGAAUACUAUAAGCGAGGUCAAUACAUCCCCGGCCUGAAGAUCAACGCCAUGGACGUCCUCGCCGUCAAAGCAGCCACUCAAUACGGCAAGGAAUACACCGCCAACGAAAACGGCCCUCUCGUCUUCGAAUUCGUAACCUACAGAUACGGCGGCCACUCGAUGUCCGACCCAGGCACGACCUACCGAACUCGAGAGGAAAUCCAGCGUAUGCGAUCGACCAAUGACCCCAUCGCAGGCUUGAAGCAGAAGAUCCUGGACUGGGAGGUGUGCAGUGAGGACGAACUGAAGAGCAUCGACAAGCAGGCGAGAGCGGAUGUGGAUAAGGAAGUUGAUGAGGCGGAGAAGAUGGCUGUUCCGGACCCGACACCGAAGAUCCUGUUUGAGGAUAUUUAUGUUAGAGGGAGCGAGCCGGCGUAUUUGAGGGGACGGACGACGGAUGAGACUUAUUAUUACUAG
Molecule: messenger RNA, 1230 nt
Organism: Lithohypha guttulata
Lineage: Eukaryota; Fungi; Ascomycota; Eurotiomycetes; Chaetothyriales; Trichomeriaceae
Gene: PDA1
Product: alpha subunit of pyruvate dehydrogenase
Exons: 3
Coding region: 1-1230 (409 amino acids)
Biological process (GO): pyruvate decarboxylation to acetyl-CoA
Cellular component (GO): intracellular membrane-bounded organelle
Molecular function (GO): pyruvate dehydrogenase (acetyl-transferring) activity
Source: RefSeq, a predicted model, not a curated record